Molecule: messenger RNA, 978 nt
Organism: Sciurus carolinensis (gray squirrel)
Lineage: Eukaryota; Metazoa; Chordata; Mammalia; Rodentia; Sciuridae
Product: proto-oncogene Mas
Exons: 1
Coding region: 1-978 (325 amino acids)
Biological process (GO): G protein-coupled receptor signaling pathway
Cellular component (GO): membrane
Molecular function (GO): angiotensin receptor activity
Source: RefSeq, a predicted model, not a curated record
AUGGAUGGGUCAAACGUGACCUCGUCUGCUGAGGGGGAGUCGUUGAACAUCUCGAGCAGCAGGAACGACUCCGCAGGGAGUCCACGCCCGCACAUCCCAGCUGUGCACUGGGUCAUUAUGAGCAUUUCCCCCCUGGGGUUUGUGGAAAAUGGAAUUCUCCUCUGGUUCCUCUGUUUCCGGAUGAGAAGAAAUCCCUUCACGGUCUACAUCACCCACUUGUCCAUUGCGGACAUCUCGCUGCUCUUCUGUAUUUUCAUUCUGUCCAUCGACUAUGCUUUAGACUAUGAGCUCUCCUCCGGCCACUACUAUACGAUCGUCACAUUAUCGGUGACUUUCCUGUUUGGUUACAACACGGGCCUCUAUCUGCUGACAGCCAUCAGUGUGGAGAGGUGCCUGUCAGUCCUCUACCCCAUCUGGUACCGAUGCCAUCGCCCCAAGCACCAGUCAGCAUUGGUCUGCGCCCUCCUCUGGGCGCUUUCUUGCUUGGUGACCACCAUGGAGUAUGUCAUGUGCAUCGACAGCGGAGAAGAGAGUCACUCCCGAAGUGACUGCAGGGCGGUCAUCAUCUUCAUAGCCGUUCUGAGCUUCCUAGUCUUCACUCCCCUCAUGCUGGUGUCCAGCGCCAUCUUGGUAGUGAAGAUCCGAAAGAACACGUGGACGUCGCAUUCCUCGAAGCUGUACGUGGUGAUCAUGGUCACCAUCAUCAUAUUCCUUAUCUUCGCCGUGCCCAUGAGAGUCCUCUACCUACUGUACUACGAGUACUGGUCCACGUUCGGAAACCUGCACAACCUCUCUCUGCUCUUCUCCACCAUCAACAGCAGCGCCAACCCUUUCAUUUACUUCUUUGUGGGCAGCAGCAAGAAGAAGAGGUUCAAGGAGUCCUUGAAAGUGGUCCUGACCAGGGCUUUCAAAGAUGAGAUGCAGCCUCAGCGCCAGGAGGACAAGGGCAACACCACCUCAAUUGAGACGGUCGUCUGA